AUUAGCUCAUGUAUUUCUUAGCUCUGUAUUAUUGCAUCUAGAAAAUAUUGUUUAUUCUAUGACAGAAGCUGGUGCUGUACAAGUUUUUAAAAAUCAACUCAUGUCUCCUGUAAAUGCUUCAGUGUAUCAAACCUUAUAUUGGUAUUAGUACAUAGUAUUGAGUUAUGGUACUACUUUGGGGUGUUUCCAUCAAGCAGACAUUUCAGAUUUUGUGGUUAGGUACCCACAACAACAGCAGCAACAAAUGUUAGUAGCUAUUGAAAAAAAAAAAUCACUCCUUUGCAAGGAAACUGGUUUGGUUUUGUCCAUGAACACUGAGGUAUCUGCAUCUUAUAUGACACAGAUUUCAGACAGAAGUUACAUCUAGCAUAUAACUGUACUGCUUAGUUAUGACUAACAAGCAGUAAGGGUUGAGCUAAAGUUUUCUCUCUUUGUGGGGAAUGUCCUUUAAGAAAAUAAAAUGGGACAAAACAGAUCAAAGAAACAUGUUCAUUUUUAUCCAGUUGGCAAAAUAUUAUCGGCAUCAGUAAUCAUAUUGCAUAAGUGAGGGACUUUGCACUCUGGCCCUGUGCUUCCGUUCCAACACCAAACUACAAUUUUUUGGGGGAAAAAAAUGGAGUUUGUUCUUUACGCCAGAAUUGCCACCAGCUCUUCUUCAUUUUUUCUACAUUUCCCUCAUCUUGCUUUUAUGUUUAUUUUUCAAACAGUGACCCAUGGAUUUCUGAAAUGAAGUCUGCUCCUCGAGAGCCUUUCCAGUUGCUUUGUAUAUUGGUGCUCUUUCUGUGUCCCUUUGCAGAUGUUUGCCCCCAGGAUCCCUGGGGUUUUCACUCUUCUUGUGAGAGAGCUGGGAAGUGUGUCCUAAUUACACCAACUCCAUUAGAAAUCGGAUUUCCAGUUCCAACACCUCCAGAAGCCUGCCAGGAAACAGGGAUUAAUUCAACUGGAUCCUGUGAAUCCUAUUCUGUAGAAUCCUAAACAAAGAAGCUGGGACAUAAUUAAUGAAUCAACACUGAUUCAUGAUUCUGACAAAUUCCUUUCCUUAGAAAAUUUUCAGCCACUUCUAGACUUUGCUUUGUGUAUUGGGUUGGUUUCAUAAGCAUUGCUGAGACUCAUCACAUCUGUGAGUACUCAAGGUGAUUUGCAAAGGAUUAAAACUUGAGGAAAGUUUGUAAAUUAAAAAAUAUAUAAACUACUGUUAGAAAGGAGUGGAAGCCAUCAGUUUUUUCAGUGCUAAAUAUAAGAUUGAUUGUUCUAAUCCUUGAUAUUAUGACAGUGGUAAGAGUGCAGAUAAAUUAUUUUUUCUCCCUCAUCCUUGCUUAAAUACAACCCAAAGCAUUGCCUUAUUUAAAUUCCAAGCAUUCUGUUUGGAGCUAGCUUUUCCUUUUUUUUUUUUUUUCCAGAAAGUAUUUUUUUCUCAAAAUAUGCUUUGUAAAUAAUUAGUUUUAAAUGUAUGCUGAGUUUUGAAGGACCCUCAAAGCAAUGGAAACGCAGAUUUGAACAAUAUUUGAAAACUAAAGUCCUAUAAAUCAAACUUGGUUUAGUCAUCAUCUUUGGGAUUUGACUGAGUAGGAGAUAUUCUUCACCUAUAAAUGUUUUUGCCUUCAUUAAGUUACUAUAAAUGUAAGAAAUUUUCAGAUAGCCAUUUUAACACUGCCCUCACUACAGUUUGGAUUAUAAAGGUUUUUGGGAGGUUCCCCCCCCCCAAGAGAUCUUGUAAUUAUUAAUUACCAAUAAAUUACUAAUUUGUGGUGGAAUAUUCCAUUGGCAAUUUUAAUGUGGUUUCGUAGUCUGAUAACCCUCUAAAAUACAUGUGAGAAUGAACAAUUUCACAUUUCAAAUUUCUAUUUAAAAAUUCCUGCAGCAAACAAGUUUGAAGAAACUUUUAAUGUGGCUGUUUUUAAUCUAUCAAUGAAUAACAACAACUCUGCAAAUAGAUGCUUAUUUGCUGUCAUAUGUGAUAAAAUUCAUAAACAUUAACAGUAGUAAAUUAUUCACCUAAGUAGCAAAAUUCCAGGAUAAUCAGCUGCACAGUCAUAGACUAGGAUUACUGGGUUUUUUGUGGAAAAGGGAAGAUAAAGUCACUUCUUCUGAGGAAGAAGUGUCUUGAUUUCCGUUCAAGAUAUCUCCUAGUUCUCAGUUUCUUGAUGCAAGGAAGGGAAAGGGCAAAGAGCUUGAAAAUAAAAGGCUGAAAAAGAGCAGAUGACUCCUGAGAUGAGAGUACAGAUCCAUAGACAUGAGCAAAGUAACUUUUUUCCAUGAAGAUAAACUGCAGGUCGAAGGUCAGACAAUUCUGUUAAUGACAAUUGUUGGGGAAUACAAAAUCCCCCAAAUUAAUUUAUUUAAAUAAAAGAUAAAUGACUGAAAUCUUGAGAAAAAUGUUGAGAAUUCAAUAGAGUGCCAAGCAAAGUUUUGAUGUUUGAUCAACUAAGCUGAUGAAAUAUUGAAUAUCCUAGGCUGCAUCUGAAAUUUGUGAAGAUGAUGUAUUUUGAAAUGUCACAAAUAGUCCCUCAUUUUUUGUUUCUUCAGCCCAAGGGGUGUAUUGAAGUACACUAUGCUCACAUCCCUACCCACACCACCUUCUUAUUCCUCUGAUGACAGUCAGGAUGUGAUUUGCUCUGAGCCCGGCAUGAGUACACUUUAUAGCUUUGUGUAUAUAAGCUGGUGCUGGAACCAUAGGGAAUAAUCUUACUAUUGAAGAUUUUAUAGUGUUUAAUAGAGAAACUGUUGAAAAUCUGAAUGUGGAAAGCAAUCAAGAUGAAAGUUACCAUGAGACAACAAAGUUCAUGAUUCAAAGGAAAGAAGGAGAUGAAAGAAGCAGAAUAAUAACACAGGACUUCAAAAAAGCAAACUUCAACAAACUCAAGGAAUUGGUACAUGAGGUCCUGGGGGAAGGAGUUGAAAGGCAAAGAAAAAUUCAAGAGAGCUGAGAGUUUCUAAGAAGAGCUCUUUCUAAGAGAGUUUCUAAGGCUCUAUUUUAAGUACAACAACAGUCUAUCCACAUGCAAAGGAAAGAAAACUCAGAGACCUCUGUGGCUGCAUUAGGGGCUCAUCAAUUACCUGAAAAAAAUCAAAAAAGAAUACUGGAAAAAAAAAGUAGAAAUAAGACGGCUGCAUUAUCAAGAACAAAUAUAAAAGAACAGCACAGCAGCUUAGGAACAAAACUGGACAGACAAAAAGUUUUUGUCAGCAAGGGAAAGGCAAAACAAUAAAAAUAGUUUUUAAAAUAUUUUUCUAUUAUACAGCAAGAGCUCUCUGCUUACCAGAAGAGGUGAGUAAGUGCAGAUGGUGCAAAAGCCUGGAGUGCUUGCUGUUCCACUGUCUCUGCUCUAAACAAUGUAUGUCGUGAUCAAAGUUAACCAGGAAUGCAGGUCAGAGGCUAUCAAGCUAAUUAGAUGUAUCAUAACAUUAACUUCUGAUUGCAUCUGUGCUAUAAUAAUAAUAAUAAUCAUGGGGGAAAUUGAAAUUAUCUUGGAAUUACUGUAUUUUUGAUUGAGGAAGAAUGAGUGAGUUCUCAGAGAACCAGAAAAUAAUACUACUUUUAAAAAGUGGGCAAGAGCACAGUAAUGAGUGGAAAGGUGAGGCAAAGAGAAUGACAGAGAAUCAGCCAAACUUUGACACUAGAAGAGUUACUGAAAAAGCUGACUAAAAAUCUGUAAGUGUAGACACUAAUUUAAAAGGCUGACGUGCUUUUGUCCUGUAAGUAAUUUUUAAAUAACCUAAUGGUCAAGGUAACUGUCCCAAGAGAUGAAAACAGCAUGUUGUACAUUGAAGUCAAAUGCCCUUGACAACAGAUCCUCCUGGCCUGAUUAUAUAUUUGGUUGCUCAGAUUCAGAUGAUGGGCCUCUAAGGUGAAUACACAACUGGUUAAUAAAUCAUUUCUCAAAGGGUGAUUACCAUGCUUGUUACAUUGUGAAAGUGAAUGGUGUGGAGUUAGGACUACCCAGAUGUUACGAGUGAAAAGCAGGUGCAGAUCCCUCAGGGACAAGGCACAAAGUAAGUGAAAGCUUUGGCUUUAUCAAAAGUGUAAUAUUCCUACAGUGGGAAUCCUGGACCACCAAUCAAAUGAGGACCCAGUGCAGUGGAGCCUUGCUCAGGAGUGAAGCUUCAGGGAAAGUGCUGUGGGGGUGCUGCUGUCUGAAUUCCAAGAUCUGCAGAUGGCCUUCACCUUGGCACCCAUGCAGAUGGGGGGAAGCAAACUAUUCUGGCUUACAGCACUGAGUUUUUACAUUGGAAAGUUUCAUGUGAAGCACUGGAAGAGAUUACUCAUCUGUAACACAACUGCAGGAUCCACUUUCCUGUGAAUUUUUAAGAAAAAAUGAGAUAAAACUCUAUCAUAAGUGCACAGGCCCCCAUGUUCCUUUGAAGAGAGAGGGACUCAGUAGGGACCUUCAGUAAACUAAAUUGGACACUGAUUCAAAUACUUACCUGCAAUCAAGGAAUGAUAUUGGUUUGGUUAUUAAUUUAAUUAUAUUCCAGUCGCUUCAAUUCUCGGGGUUAUUUGCAUUAUUCCACUGAUACAUACCAAAAAUGUAGGUAAUGCAGGGGGAUGAGUUGCUAGAACUGAUGUCAAAGAUAUUGUAGAGGGGUGCUGAAUUUCCUUUCUAUGCAUAUGCUAAUGCAGUGGAAAAGUGACCUGAUGCUAAAAGCAGCAGCAGAGGGAUUAGAGCCCAAGGCUGCCAUGCACGUCCCUGUGCUGGGUGAGUCGUCUUAGCUGCCAGGAACUGAGUCACCAUCCCGGGAGUACAUGUGGCACUCAGCGACAUGGUUUAGUGGUGGACUUGGGUUAAGGGCUGGACUCGGUGGUCUUACAGGUUUUCUCCAACCUGAAUGAUUCCCUGGUUCUCUCGCUGCUUCAGCUGAACUCCUACUACUUCUCUUCCCUUGUGUAGCAGCUUUCUGGAUGUGAAGUCUCAAUAUAACCAGGAGAUGGCACAAGAGGCCCUCCGCAGCGUUUUAGCUGUUGGUGCCGUACCGGGAGCAAAGAGAGCGUGAAAAACGAUCGGCCGUCCAGAUGUGUGCCCAAAACCUGCCCAUUAGAAACAGGCAAACACAAAAUGGCAGGAGUUUUAAUAUUCCGUUUGUAAAACGAAGAUGUAUUUGCAUUCAGCGUUCAGCUGCUCCCUUUAGUCUUUUAGAGAACACUCACACACAUCGUCAUGGUCUUAAAUCCUAUUUACCUUCUAUCCGUGUGUAAUACACUCAUUUCUGUAAAACCUGGCAAAAGAAUUACACUGCACUAUUUGAAGGAAACGUAGACGUCAUAUUGCAGGUUACAGGGGCAGUGUUAAGCAUCUUAACCUAACUACAUUCCUGUCCUCACCCACGAAGACCAGCUUUUCCCUUAACAGUAAACUAAGGGAAUGUCAGGACAUGUCUGUACUCCCUGUUUGGUACAAGUGAAGGCAGACGUGUAGUGUUAUUUAUGCUCUGUUGCUACAGUUAUAUAUCCUGCCAACGUUAUUCUCUUCUUCAGGCAAUAGUAACAUUUGCAGGAUACUUGAUGGAAGUGACUGGAAUAAAGAAAAUAGGAAGAAGCAGUGUAUAGUGAGGAAUACAGAUGAAUGGGAGAAAUAACUAGAAAUGUGAAAUGAAGAAGAGCUUUGAAGUCAGAAAAAAAAAAAAGAAGAUAAAGAUUGUUUCCAUUUAAUUUGAACAGACUGUUUUUGGAGGAAUACAAAGACCUGAUUUAUUUUAGGUGUAAGUUAGGGGAAGGAAGAGUCAGUAAAACAUUUUCACUGCUGAGAUCAGUGCAUUUCAAAGAAGCAUUGUAUGGCAUAGACCAGGAUGGGCACAGAGCGUGAUACAUGUCCCAGGGCUGCCAGCUGUGACAGCUCAUUCUCCUGCUGACUGACUCAUCAUGUUCAAAUGCUAACUCUAAAAUCAAGGGGGAAAAUUAUUCAUUCUUUAAUAGCUGAAAGUGAAAAGUUACUUUCAAGAAUAAUAAAUGCUUUGGUCAGUAUAAUUUCUUUCAUUUCUUUCUAAAUUUCUUUAGAAAGUAUUUGUGGGAAAUAUGAAUAUAACAGAAAAAUUCUGAUUUAAUGCAUUCUUACUUUUAUAUGUUGCUAAAUGUAACUUUAGAAGUAAUCAUCAUGAAAAAAUAUCUUUCAGCAAAGACUAACAAAGAAAAAAGCCUUGAUGUAAAAUGCAAAGGUGGCCUCUCUGUCAGGUUUUGGGAAAAUUGCAAGGUAUCUAAGUGUGUCUAAUUGUUUUUAAAGUCUAAUUUCUAGUCUAAGCAGAAUUAAACCAACUACAGACUUCGGAGCAGUUUCAUUUGAGCAGCAUCCGUAGAGAUCUCCCUCUGGCAGUAUGAUAGCAAUGAGUGCUGAAGUAGGAUUUACAUUCCUGAAACUUGGAUGGUUUGCCAACUAUAAUAGUUUGUCUAAUAAUAAAUAAAUAAACAAGAGACUCUGUACCUUGCUUCUGUAACAACAGCAGUACAUGUUUUACAUGUCCUGCUUCAUACUGAAUUUGACUUUUUUUUAAUAAGCUUAAAUUUGGGUAAGAAGCCAUUCAAACAAGUAAAUGUGUUUCUUUCUUAAUAUUUGCAGCAUGUCUCUGAAGAAUAUAUAUAUUUUUAAAACAUUUCACUGAUUCUGUUUAGCUGCUGGUGGCAGCCUUGUGUUAAGGAGCCAUGGGAGCUCUUGGCAUUUUGAGUACUGUGUUGAUUUAGAUCAAUUCCAAACAUGAUGAGAUAUUUCAUUUUCAUCUGUGCAUUGUCAAUAUGUUUAUACCAGGCCCUCCUGGUAUUUCUGCACAUAUGGUCUUUAAAUGCCUCAUGGAAAAGUAGCUCUUAUUCUGUCAAAGAUGAAAGAUAAUAAUUGAUAAUUAAGAGACUGGUUGGAGGCCAUUUAUAAUGUUUUAAGUCCUAAGUAGUGAUUACUCAGAAACAGAAUGUUUGGAUAAACACACCAGGGCAAAGACCAUGUAAACUGCAUAGCAGAUGCCAGCAGCCCUGGCUUCCCUGGACAGACCUUCAUGGGAAAUCUGCAUGGCCACAGGUGAACACAUAUCCCCUGUGUGGCAUAAACUGCCUGGUUUUUACUCUGAGUUGCAUCACCACCUGCCUACUCCUAAAAACCACAGAUUCCCUCUGUUCUAGUGUCACAGGACCCUCCAGUGCUAUGGGAAAGGGUCACCUGCUGGUACAAAAUGACAGUCCCAUCCUUUGGUCUUGUGUACCCACUGCAGCAAGGCCAAGUGGUGGCAGAUCUCUCUGGUACCUGUGGGGAGCCCAAGGUAGUUGGCAACCCUCAGCUGCUGUCUCUUCAGUUCCUCCAUAGCUCCAAUAGGGAGGGGAUAUCUCAGCACAAUCCUGCACCUCUGCAGGGCUCUGAGCUGGCUUACUAGGGCAGAGCUGAGCUUUGGGCUGGAAGAUGUGGAGCCACAAUUAAUUCUCAAAGGCUGAGAUAUUAUCCCAAAAUAUUUCUAGUAUCAACUGGCUAGCAGGCAGCCAAGUAGGACUAGGUAGUUCUGCUGAACCUCCUCAACUUGAGACCAGUUUUGUGUGUGUAGAUUUCUGCAAAGCUGAAGGGGAAGGUGCUGCCUCCCCAGAGAAGGCAGCUGUGUAUUCUGCAAACACCUGCAUACAGUAUUGCCAUUAUCUAUGGUAAAUGGAUCUCCAGACUCCUGCUAGUGGUAAUCACGUUGGUAUGUCUGAGCUCUUUGUCUCUGUCCCCCUGUAGCAGCAGAGUAAAAGCUGCUGUCUGUCCCUGCUCUACUCUGACAAAUUUCACUAGCAUGAGCAGGUUUUCAUCCUGUUGGUAAUAUCACUUGAUUUUAAACAUGGUAUUUCUGAAUCACAGUUUAGCAGGAGAUUUUCAAACAAGCAUUUAAUGAAUAAUAGAUAGAAAUAGAAAGAAGACAGCUUAAGAAUUUAGAUAAAAUUAAACUAGCAGCUGUUAAGUAUUGUAGCAUUACAUUCAGAAGUCAUCUGCUACCUAUCCAGGAGACUUAUAAAUUUUAUGUGUAAUGGAAAUGAGAUUUGGUUUAACUUUGUCAGACCAUGAUCAAUUUGUGUCUCUGGGAGCUCAGCAUUUGACGCCAUCUUUCUGCAGUGCCAUUUGCUUCAAUACAAUGCAAUUAAUAAACCAGCAGUGUAUAGAGAUGUAACUUGCAGCUCAGAUGGUAAAAAGUCAGUAAAGGCAGAUGUAUCAAUGGAUGAUAAAACUCGAGAUUUUCUAUUUUCAGAGCUCCAUCAUAGGUCGUGUGUUCUUUUUGUCCUAUCCAACAGCUUGCCAAGUGUCUUUAUUUGUUGACGUAAAGCUGGAAAAAGUAAUGUCAUAGACAUAGACUCUUUUAUAUUUAAAAAAAAAAAUUGUAUAGAGAUAUAUAAGUGUGUAUGUUAUAUAUAAGGAUUUAAGUAGGAUAUAAGUAUAUUACUUAUGCAUAAUAUUCUGUAACGACUAAGAUUGGAAAUAAUUCUGGGCACAUGGGACAAAUUUAUCUCAUGGGGAUGGGAUUUGCCCCAUCUAUGGUGCAGAAUGCUGUUAUAGUGAUCAGAAAUUUUUAAGAAGGAAGCUUGCAGAAAAGUUACACUUUCUUUUUCUGACAUUCAUGAGAAUUAGUUCUUGAGAAUGGCAUUUUGCCUGACUGAGGCUUGGCAGGAUUCUGCAAGCAGGCAGUGGCACUGAUAUUCCCAGUUCUGACUGGAGAGGUUGCUGCCAGGCCACAUGUUAAAUGCAGCUGACUCAAGGGACUUGUCCUUUAGUAAUUCAGUGAAUAGAGCAGAUUCCUGCCUCCUCUCCAUCUCCUGCCUGCUUGGUCUGCUCUGUGAAAUAUGUUGCCAACCGGACUGUCUAAUGCCCAGAAGUUCCAGUAUUUUUAAAUAUAUCCUUAGGUUUGUGGUGGGGGAAGUUUUCACAUUUACCUAAAGAAAAGAAUAGUUAAAAACCUGAAAUAUUCGACAUAGGGUGGGGGAAGGGUGGGGGUGUGUCUUAUAAAACAGAGGAAAUUUAAAAGCAAUCUUGCACAGUUUGGUCUAGUAAACUUUCUGAACUUUCCAUUGUUAAUCAGAAAAUUGGGAAGGAUAAAUGGGUGAGAAUUCAAGUAAUUAGAUAUCAAACAAUUUCAUGUGGUAAAAAGGCCCCACAUAUAUAUGUAGGGGGGUGUGUGGGUGUGUGUCCCACAGGCUUUGUCCAUGCUAGAGCUGUUUGUGGACUUCUUCAGAUAGAUGACAUGUAUGGGAGGCAUUAAUGCUUGAAUGUUUAUUUACACAUUUUUACACCUUCUUCCUCCAGGAAGCUUGUUUAGUGGGCUCAGGCUGCAAUGUCAAUCCCUACCUACACAGGCCAGAAACAAAGGGCUCCAGGAGGGCUCUGGUCAUGUACAGUUGUGGUUCUAAAUUGGUUAUUAGACACCUUUAAAUAAAGGUGACAAUCGUGUUUGUACUCUUGUUUGGUUAGAGACAAACUCUUGAACAGUGUCAUCACUGGUAAAGCAGAGUAGGACUCAGACUAUGCCAUGAGAAUGGACAAUCAAGGAGAGACAGAGCCUAAGAAGGGUUCGCAAGUCAAACUUGAAUAUGGUUCAAUUAAACAAUUUUCUGGUGAACAAAAAACUGUAGGAUUUCCUGAUGAAUGGGUAUAGCAACUGUAUUUGGCAUGGACAAGAGGUUGAAAUGUUUGGUUCAGGAAAAGAUUGACAAAGAGAAUUAUAAUAAAACCUUUUACUGGAUUAAUAUAAAGAAAAAAUAUAUAUCUUUAUAAGAUUAAAAUUGAAUACGUUGGAAGAUUUAGACAUUAAGUAGGAGGGUUUCAGUCUUCAAACUCUGCCUCACUGACAGUAUAAGCAAUAGGUAGAACCAUGGUUACAGUAACUGUUAUCACAGAGAAAGCGAAUGCUGAGAAAUGUAGCCAGAGUGGCAGAGUAACAGGUUGGCCAAGUCACAGGGUAGACGGCAGAGCACUGACUUUGUGUGCAGGUGGUGGGUGCGCAUAAAGCAGCAGGAACAAGGACAGAUAAAUAAGACAUGCAGUCAUGAUUUCUGGAGGCAGACUGAUACCAAGCAGGGGUGUGAUAGGAGUUAUCAAUUCAGUGGAAGUCCCACUUUGUUCUCGCACAGGAGGGGAGGGUGAAAGGCGGAGGGAAUUCAUGGUUACCCUGCAGUGAAGAACUGCCCACAAAGCACCAAGAGCCUUUUGUCAGUAUGCUACAGAGGCUUUACUACAGCAGCCAAGUGUUCCUGUUGCACACAAAACCCAAAGAUGAACAGGAACGUUUCUGAAAGACACACAUAAGGUAGUAAGAGGAAAGAGAGGGAUAGUAAGAUAGCAGAGAAAUCUGGAUGACCUGCGUAGCUGCAAGAGAUCUGGGAGGGAAGAUAUGACAUGAAUUCUGUAACCUCAGCAGAACUCUCAGCAGAAUGUUAAGUCUAAGGCAAUAAUAGAAACCUCUAGAAGCCUAUUGAGUCGUGGAAUCCAAUGACCUUGACAUUUACCUUUUUGUGUUUCACAGCCUUCUUCUCCAAACGCCUCAGCCUGUGCCUGGUGCUUAUAACCUGAUGCUGCAGUCCCGGAGAACCCAGUGAAUGAGUUUCUCUGCUUGCCUGCCUGAGGCUGUCUCGGGACCUCAGUGCUCAGCCCAGAGAGGAGCAGCUUGAGAAAAAAAAGCUUUGAACAGUGGACUUGGUGCUUGAAAACGAGUGGAAAAGCGAACUCCAGGGGAAGGGAGAUCGGAAGCAGCAGCCUCCCCUCUCCCUCCAGCGGCCGGGCAUGUUACGCUCCCCCGGGGGUACAUUCCCCAGCGCCGUUUGAGGCUGCUCAACUCCAUAAAUGCCAUUUGCAUGGGGAUAGGAUGUAACAAGAGCUGUAAAUCACUGACGGCGGAGCGAACUCCUCAGGGGCAGACACGGCGGAGCCAAGCCUCCGCGAGCUAGGGCAAUGUGUGAACGAUAUCUUUUGUUGGGGGGGAGGACUGAUAGCAAUUAGAUGAUACUUAUCUGACCCUUUGAUGUGUACUUACACAAACAACGUUUUCCUCCGGGAGUUGCGGUAUAAAGGAGAGGCCCGUGCUCCCCGACACCCUCCUUCCCGGCAUCUCUGAAGCAAGGCAGGAUGACUAAGGCCCCUUUCUCCGUGGAGUGGUUGUCCCAGAGCAGCCAAGCUCUCAAGAGCCCCACGGAGGGCUCUCCACACCGAGCAUCGUCCGCAGGCUACCGGCUCGGCUCCGGCCCCAGCCUCGGCCAGAGCGAGCGGGGCCAGGAGCAGCCCGCGGGCCCGCGGGACGGGAGAGGCGGCAGGAGCAGGGAGCGCGUGGCGGCCACUCCCGCCGCAGGAGCAGGCUGCAGGCCGUCGGGAGCGGGGCAGCCCGUGCCGGAGGAGGGUCUCGAGUGCCCGGGCCCCGAGGAGCCCUGCGGGCGCGGCGGGCGGCGGCUGCGCACGGCGUUCAGCGCGGAGCAGAUCAGCACCCUGGAGAGCUCCUUCCAGCGGCAGCAGUACCUGGGCGCCGCCGAGCGCCGGCAGCUGGCGGGCCGGAUGCGCCUCUCCGAGGUGCAGAUCAAGACCUGGUUUCAGAACCGCCGGAUGAAGCUCAAGCGGCAGCUGCAGGAGUUGAGGACGGAGCCGUUCUGCAGCCCCGCUCUCCCUUACGCACCUCAGAGCGCUGUGGUGCCCUUGCCGCUCACAUACGUGGCCCGGCCACCACCUCUGCCCCGGCAAGGGGCUGCCUCCGAGGGCUUCCCUUUGGCGGCCCUGCCGGCACCCGCUCUGGACCUCAGCAGCGCCUGCAGAGCACAGCCAGUUGGCUUUUGGGCAGCACCGUGCUUUGUGGGGUACAGGGACCCCAGAGCUUUCUUGCUGGGUGUCUGACCCUCUGAUAUGGACUCUGCCAAGAGGAUUUGCACUACUGAUAGAUAUCUGGGCUGCCCUUGUCUGUAACUGCCUGGUGGAGUUACGAUGCAGCACCGAGCUAAACACGUUGUACAAAGACAUGUUGGACAAUCUGAAUCAUGGACUUCAGGCCCUUGCAUUUAUAGGCAACUGUAAAAUAUAAACGGGGUGGGACAAACAAUAAUAUAAAUUGAAUCUUUUAAUAAACCUAUUUUUUCCA
Messenger RNA from Corvus hawaiiensis (hawaiian crow), 12045 nucleotides. RefSeq names its product homeobox protein VENTX-like. NCBI's taxonomy places the organism in Eukaryota, Metazoa, Chordata, Aves, Passeriformes, Corvidae. The coding region runs from base 11052 to 11804 and encodes 250 amino acids. Gene Ontology annotation, molecular function: DNA-binding transcription factor activity, RNA polymerase II-specific; RNA polymerase II cis-regulatory region sequence-specific DNA binding. The record is from RefSeq and is a predicted model, not a curated record. The transcript has 5 exons. Gene Ontology annotation, biological process: regulation of transcription by RNA polymerase II.